This is a messenger RNA of Nerophis ophidion (straightnose pipefish), 2376 nucleotides long. It is a transcript of the gene septin5a, whose product is annotated as septin 5a. Gene Ontology annotation, molecular function: molecular adaptor activity; GTPase activity; GTP binding. Bases 609 to 1580 code for a protein of 323 amino acids. Gene Ontology annotation, biological process: cytoskeleton-dependent cytokinesis; regulation of exocytosis. The record is from RefSeq and is a predicted model, not a curated record. Gene Ontology annotation, cellular component: cell division site; septin ring; microtubule cytoskeleton. Lineage: Eukaryota; Metazoa; Chordata; Actinopteri; Syngnathiformes; Syngnathidae. The transcript is spliced from 12 exons.
GGUUCUCUCACUUUUCAGCACAGCAGCUCAGCCUGGGGAAGGUUUGGAUUUCUCAGCUGGCUGCUGGUGAUACGGGGUGGGGGCAGCAAGGCAGAUGUGAAAUGAAUGAAGUUCUUUUAGGACCUUUCUCCCAACUUCAUCCCUCCCCGUUUCCUCCCACAAAUUGGCACCUCUGGCUCCGCUUGCCUCGCUUUCUGUUUUCCCUACAUGUGAAUUCCUGCGUACCUGUCUCGACAAGGACACACGCAGCCCUUCAGGGCACAGCAAAAGGACUCAAACAGGAGGAUAUUUUGUUUUUGUUGUUGUGCUUGCCCUGUCGCUGGAAUAUUCUUGAAGUUUGGGGGAGUUGUCGACACGUUGGCCUUGCUGCUGUGGUGUAGUUUUAGGAUGGAUGCCAUCAUGCUGCAGGAGAAACUGGUUGAACGUCUCCUGUGCCCGCGAGUGAGAACGGCUAGACAGAAGCUGGCGUCGACUUCCAUCAGACACUGGCCUCAAGACACCCGUGGACACACCCUUCCGACUAUCAGGAGAAGCAGUAUGUGGGCUUCGCCACUCUGCCUAACCAAGUCCACAGGAAGUCGGUGAAGAAAGGUUUCGACUUCACUCUCAUGGUGGCGGGCGAGUCCGGCAUGGGCAAAUCCACAUUGGUCAACAGCUUGUUCCUCACAGACCUCUACAAGGACAGGAAGCUGUUGAAUGCUGAGGAGCGCAUCAACCAGACGGUGGAGAUCAUUAAACACACGGUGGACAUCGAGGAGAAAGGAGUCAAGCUCAAGCUGACCAUUGUGGACACGCCAGGCUUUGGAGACGCCGUCAACAACAACGAGUGCUGGAGGCCCAUUACAGACUACAUUGAUCAGCAGUUUGAGCAGUACUUCCGCGAUGAGAGCGGCCUCAACAGGAAGAACAUCCAGGACAAUCGUGUCCACUGCUGCCUGUAUUUUAUCCCGCCAUUUGGUCACGGGCUGCGUCCAGUCGAUGUUGAGUUCAUGAAAGCUCUGCACGAAAAAGUGAACAUCAUCCCUCUCAUUGCCAAAGCCGACUGCCUCACGCCUAACGAAAUCAAGAAGCUAAAGGACCGAAUACGAGAGGAAAUAGACAAGUUUGGCAUCAAAGUCUACCAAUUUCCUGAAUGCGACUCGGAUGAGGAUGAAGAGUUCAAACAACUGGACAAAGAGCUAAAGGAGUGCACCCCCUUUGCCGUGAUUGGCAGUAACACAGUGGUGGAGGCUCGAGGGCAGCGAGUGCGAGGGCGGCUUUACCCGUGGGGCAUCGUUGAAGUGGAGAACCAGUCCCACUGUGACUUUGUCAAGCUGAGGAACAUGCUGAUCCGCUCGCACAUGCACGACCUCAAAGACGUGACCUGCGACGUCCACUAUGAAAACUACAGAGCACAGUGCAUACAGGAGAUGACCAGUAAACUGUCUCAGGACAACCGCAUGGAGUCUCCCAUCCCCAUCCUGCCCUUGUCCACCCCGGAUGUGGACACUGAAAAAUUGAUUAAAAUGAAAGAUGAGGAGCUGAAGAGGAUGCAGGAGAUGCUGACUAAGAUGCAGCAGCAGAUGCACGAGAAAGACUAGCAGCGCCACCUGGUGUUCUCUCGAACAACAACUUGAGACAUUGAACGUCACACAGAAUUUUUUUUCUUCUUUUUAAUGAGUGUCUGCACAUUUAUCUUCAUUGUGUUUGGUGUUUUUGUACAAGUCCAGGUCGUCUGCCUUUUUCUUUGCUUUUUUGCCCCCCAUCCCCCCCCCCCCCCCCCCCCCCGCCCCCGCCCCCUUCCUCCUAACAUAACAUACAUGAUGAAUGCUUAAUUUAAAUCACUAAUAAGCGUAUCUAAUUUAUAUAUAUAAAAAAACAAUGCUAACUUUUAUGAAUAUUUUGUCAGGGUAUUUGCAAGAUGUAUUCUUGGUGACAUUUGAAUUUUUUUAUUCUGUGAAAGUGCGUGUGUGUGUGUGUAUGUGUGUGUGGAAGUCAUUAAUGUCUACAAGUCCAUAACUUUUCUUUUGUCUUUGCACAUCUGAUAAUCAGAAUUUUUUAUUUAUAUCAUGUCAAGAAACUCAGCUUUUUUUUUCCUGAGCUGAGCUAAUAAUGCACUUAUUGUCAGAGGUCAAAGAUGUUAACUGUGAACAUACACCACUAAUAAUGAUGAGAGGUUGCUUGUGUAAGCAUGCUGCCGUGCUCCUACGUGCUUGAUACUCUUUAUUACUUCACAGCUAACAUUUAGGAUUUUUGUUUUUGCUUUAUGGUGUUGAUGCUUCUGGUUGUUUAUUUUUUAAAACAUUGUUACUGAAUUCUGCCCAUGAAGAAGAACAAUAUGCAAGGGAGGGAAAUUAAGUGCAUCUUCUGUCCAAUUUGACAAAUAAACGUGUUUUU